This is a messenger RNA of Cottoperca gobio, 639 nucleotides long. RefSeq lists its product as uncharacterized. Gene Ontology annotation, biological process: pore complex assembly; cytolysis in another organism; monoatomic cation transport. The transcript has 3 exons. The coding region runs from base 1 to 639 and encodes 212 amino acids. NCBI's taxonomy places the organism in Eukaryota, Metazoa, Chordata, Actinopteri, Perciformes, Bovichtidae. Gene Ontology annotation, molecular function: channel activity. The record is from RefSeq and is a predicted model, not a curated record. Gene Ontology annotation, cellular component: pore complex.
AUGAAAACGUUCCAGUCUGACUGGCAGAGUUUGAACUUCAACUUCAUCUCAGGUGGCGACACUGCGACGUUGGACUUCAUGGAAAUUGUAGACUUGGUGUCUGGGCUUGUUGGGGCAGUCACAUCAAUCAGUGGUGCCAUAAUUACAGCAGUGCCAACACAUCGCCAGUGUAACAUUGAGAUUACAAAUGGCAGCAGUAACUACACUCUUUGUAAUCCCAGGAUGUACACUAGUAGUGGACACUGCCACGAUCCUCUGCCUCCCACAAUACAGCCGUCCUCAUGUGGGGGGGGGAUGUUCACCAAGACUCCGUACGCAGCACGAGGAUCUGUCGGCAUCUUCACCUACGAUCUUCUCAAUUGUUGUGACCAAGCAGCCACAGAACAAAUAGUCGUCAUGUUCAAGGUGCCGUUUGACCUUAACUUGAGGUCCAACAUGUACGCAGUGGGAGUGUUUGACAUCAGCAUAGAGUGCGAUCGCAAUCUUUUUCGUGAGAUGGCAAAGAAUAGGGAGACAACGUUUGUCAGAGGCAAAGCAAAGGGCCCUGUACUCACGCACAAAGGCUACAAUGUUACCAUCACUGCCGCGAUGUCCAACUGCUACACACCUGUCAUGAAGGUGCAGGUGAGCGACUGCUAA